Alternaria ethzedia is the source of this 783-nucleotide messenger RNA. RefSeq lists its product as uncharacterized. Gene Ontology annotation, cellular component: Swr1 complex. The record is from RefSeq and is a predicted model, not a curated record. The transcript has a single exon. Gene Ontology annotation, biological process: chromatin remodeling. The coding region runs from base 1 to 783 and encodes 260 amino acids. NCBI's taxonomy places the organism in Eukaryota, Fungi, Ascomycota, Dothideomycetes, Pleosporales, Pleosporaceae. Gene Ontology annotation, molecular function: nucleosome binding.
AUGCCACACGUCGAAGUGCUCCCAAACUCCACGGCGACCGUUGCGCCUGGAUGGACGUAUGUCGUCGACACAGGCUACGACCCCUCAAAAGUCGCCAUCAACCCCAAGAACAAGAAGCGCGCCGCCGCAGCAACACCAGGCGGUCAACGGGCGGAGAAUGAGCUCUCUGCCCGACAACAGACAGCCAUAGCUCGACGAAUAGCCGAACUAGAACGCGACAACGACCCCAAGCAGCUCAUCACGAUACCCGGAAAGCCGAGCGUGCCAAAGACACAAAAUGCAAGGAGGAUCAUACAAUACCAGCGGCAGAUCAAGCAUUGGCUCGACGAUGAAGAGGCGCAAUUAGGACAAACGACAACUACGUCCAGGGGAAGCGUUUCUCAGCCCACAGGGGGAAGGGGAGCAGCGCAAGCCUUGCGAAGGCAAAGCACAUAUGCUUCCGUGCCUGCGACGCCAGUAGAAGCAACGCCAGGGCCUCCAACAGUUGCGCAGACUCCGUCGCGUCUCGAGGACGCAAAUGCAGACGACGCGCUGCUCUCGAUCGACGAUUCCAUACCCGCGCCGUUGAACCCCACCGAGCUCGAGGCUCUACUUGCCGCUCCACCACUUUCCUACGCUGCAAGCCACGCCGCGCCUCCUCCCGCUGGCGGUCCACCACAGAGACAGUUUUGCGACAAUUGCGGAUACUGGGGACAAAUCAAGUGUCGCAAAUGUGGAGCGCGGGUAUGUGGAUUGGAGUGCAAAGACGCGCACGAAGCAACCAGGUGCUUGAAGUGGGCAUGA